Trichobilharzia szidati is the source of this 549-nucleotide messenger RNA. The record is from the annotation of a GenBank genome assembly. NCBI's taxonomy places the organism in Eukaryota, Metazoa, Platyhelminthes, Trematoda, Strigeidida, Schistosomatidae.
AUGCGUAUGACGCAGUUCAGCGACUUUUUAAAUCCAUCGGCGGAUUUCCGUGGCUGUUCUGCGCUUCACUAUGCUGUGUUAAUGAAUGACAUAAAACUUGUUCAUUUAUUAUUAGAAAAAGGUGCUGACCCAACUUUGGUAAAUGAACGUGGUCAUCGUCCUUUCAUGUAUGCGAAAGAUCCUUCAAUCAAACAGUUGUUAAGUCAAGCAGAAUCAAAGAAAGCGAAAGAAAUGGCUGCUAAAGAACGAGAAGAGAGGCGUCUUCAACCACUAGAGAGUCGUUUGCGUAAAGUUAUUGUUGGUCAAGAAGCUGCUAUUCGCACUGUUAGUGCAGCUAUUCGACGCAAAGAAAAUGGCUGGUAUGAUGAAGACCACCCACUGGUGUUCCUUUUUCUUGGUUCGUCUGGCAUAGGUAAAACAGAGUUGGCUAAACAAGUUGCUGCAUAUCUACACAAAGACGUCAAAAAAGGAUUUAUACGUAUUGAUAUGUCCGAAUAUCAGGAAAAGCAUGAAGUAUGUUGUUUUAGUUUAUCUGUGAUUAUGAGCUAG